AUGUUCGCCAUUGUUCGUGUCACCUGGCAAUGGGACGAUCGUUGCAAGAGGGUGCCUUGGCUAAGGCAUGAACUGAGCCCAGCUCUGCUGAGAUUCACUCAUAAGCAAAGAAUGUACUUCAAGAACAUGCUUGAAGGUUAUUGUGUGGGUCUUAAGAAUCUCGUACUGUUUGUUACCAUAGAACCCGCUCCAGAGCACUUCAUGGAUUUCAUUAUUAAUCGGCUGCGCAAGCAAGAUCCAACCAAGUCUUCGAAACUUUCGUUUAUCGUGGAGGCUGACCUUUACAAUAUAGUGCAGAGGUUCAAUAUGAUACCAGGAUGGAGGCAGAAGGAUGAUGUCACUUCUUUGCAAAUGUGGCAUGAUGAGAACAACGUUGAUGAUGGUAUCAGGUGCUUCGAAUUGCCUCAAGAUUCUAGUGGCAGAGGUUUCCUGCUAGGAUUAUGCAUGAGGCUGAUUGCUCGGAAUUAUUGGAAGUAUACGAGAUAUCAACAAGUCACACAAGUGCACUUCAUCUCAAUUCUAGCAAUUGCUCAUCCGUCAUUUCGUUGA
This is a messenger RNA of Cooperia oncophora, 549 nucleotides long. The record is from the annotation of a GenBank genome assembly. NCBI's taxonomy places the organism in Eukaryota, Metazoa, Nematoda, Chromadorea, Rhabditida, Trichostrongylidae.